AUGCCGUCGCGCUCGCCUUCCGCGCCGCGCAGCCGCUCGCGCGGUCGCUCCCGUACGCGUUCGCCGACGCCCGCUCAGUCGCACUCUCCACGCCGCUCCAUCACGCCGCGUUCCGCAUCGCGCUCGCGCUCGCGCACCCCCAGCCGCACCCCGACCCCACGCAGCGACAGGCCCGGCCGGCGCAAUGGCCGAGGCCGCAGCUACAGCCGCAGCGUCUCGAGGACCCCGACACCCGACCGGGGCGCCAGGCGGUACAGCAGGCGCAGCUACAGCAGGAGCUUGAGUCGCGACAGCAGAGGCAGCAGAGACAGAUCGCCGCCGCGAAGCUCCAAGAUCGUCGUCGAGAAGCUCACAAAGAACGUCAACGAAGACCACUUGCGUGAGAUCUUCGGCACCUACGGCCGGAUACAGGACCUGGACAUGCCCAUCAACCGCCAGUUCAUGACCAACCGCGGCACCGCGUACAUCAUGUUCGCCGACGCCGCCGCCGCCGAGGCCGCCAUCGCCCACAUGCACGAGGCCCAGCUCGACGGCGCCGUCCUCACCGUCUCCAUCGUCCUCCCCCGCCGCCGCUUCUCGCCCGGCCGCUCGCCCCCGCCCGCCCGCCGGCCCCAUCCUCCCCCGUCCUACAACGACCGCUUCAUCGACGGCCCCCCGCCGCGCGCCCCGCCGCCCGGCGCCGCCGGUGGCAACUACGGUCGCGGCCCCCCUCCCGGAGGCCUUUACCCCGGCGGGCCGUCCGGACGCUAUCGCUCGCCGCCUGCGGGUCGUCGCGGGUACGGCGGUGGCGGUGGUCGCGGUGGCGGUGGUGGUGGUCGCGGCGAUUACUCGUACAGGCCUAGGUCGUACUCAAGGUCGCGGAGCCCGCGCAGGAGCAGGAGUCGGUCAUAUUCGUCGCGUUCGCCGUCGAGGACCCCACCACCGCCGAGGAGAGGAGGAGGAGGCGGCGGCGGCGGCGGUGGUGGUGGUGGCAGCGGUAUCAGGGGAGGUGGAGGUGGGUCUUAUAGGGAUAGCCCGCCGCCGCCCAGAGGUGGUGGUGGGGGCGGGAGCGGCUCUGGAGGACGUAGGCGGAGGAGUCCGAGCUAUAGUAGCUACAGCAGCUAUAGCGAGAGAAGUCGGAGCAGGAGCAGGGGGGGACGGGACAGGCGUUGA
This is a messenger RNA of Diplodia corticola, 1152 nucleotides long. RefSeq names its product rna recognition domain-containing protein. Gene Ontology annotation, cellular component: nucleoplasm; cytoplasm; ASAP complex. The transcript is spliced from 2 exons. Gene Ontology annotation, biological process: mRNA splicing, via spliceosome. The coding region runs from base 1 to 1152 and encodes 383 amino acids. Lineage: Eukaryota; Fungi; Ascomycota; Dothideomycetes; Botryosphaeriales; Botryosphaeriaceae. The record is from RefSeq and is a predicted model, not a curated record. Gene Ontology annotation, molecular function: RNA binding.